AUGUCCCUUCUACCCCCCGAAAUCCACACCGCGCUUUCUCAGCUGCUCCGCGCCUUGAGCACCCCGGACAAUGCCGUUAGAUCCCAGGCGGAAGACCAGCUCAAUAACGACUGGGUUCAGAAUCGACCAGAUGUCUUGUUGAUGGGAUUGGCAGAGCAGCUUGGAGGUGCAGAUGACACGAUAACACGUGCUUUCUCCGCUGUGCUUUUCCGGAGAAUCGCAACAAAGACCCGCAAGGACCCUGCCUCAGGCGACGCCAAGGAGGUUUUCUCGAGCCUCCCCACUGAGCAGCGAGUCGCCAUUCGUGAGAAGCUGGUGGCCUGCUUAACGAGCGAGACUGUUACAGACGUACGCAAGAAAAUUGGAGACGCACUGGCUGAGGUGGCUCGGCAAUACACCGACAAUGGAGAACAGUGGCCUGAACUCCUCGGUGUCCUCUUCCAGGCCAGCCAGAACCCCGACUCGGGCCUGCGGGAAACCGCAUAUCGCGUGUUCACAACCACCCCCGGUAUCAUUGAGAGACAGCACGAAGAGGCUGUCGUGGGUGUUUUCACCAAGGGCUUCAAGGAUGAUAAUAUUUCUGUGCGAAUUUCCGCUAUGGAGGCCUUUGCGUCUUUGUUCCGGUCGAUUUCCAAGAAGUCCCAGCCCAAAUUCUUCGGCCUCAUGCCCGAUCUCCUCAAUAUCCUCCCUCCGUUGAAGGAGUCCUCCGACAGCGAGGAGCUUUCCUCAGCACUGCUCGCCCUGAUUGAGUUGGCUGAAAUCAGCCCAAAGAUGUUCAGGGCCAUGUUCAACAACUUGGUCAAGUUCAGCAUCAGUGUCAUUGCUGACAAGGAGCUCAGCGAUCAGGUGCGCCAGAACGCACUCGAGCUUAUGGCCACCUUUGCCGAUUACGCCCCGAAUAUGUGUAGAAAGGAGUCGGAUUUCGCACAGGAGAUGGUCACACAGUGUCUGAGCCUGAUGACCGAUGUCGGUGCGGAUGACGACGAUGCGGAGGAAUGGAACGCGUCUGAGGAUCCACAGCUCGAACCUGAAGAGAACGACCUGAACCACAUUGCUGGUGAACAGUGCAUGGAUCGUCUCGCCAACAAAUUGGGUGGACAGGCCAUUCUUCAGCCCGCAUUCUCUUGGAUUCCUCGCAUGAUGUCAUCAACUAACUGGCGCGAUCGCCACGCUGCUCUGAUGGCCAUCUCCGCCAUCUCUGAGGGCUGUCGUGACCUGAUGGUCGGCGAGCUAGACCAAGUUCUGGCCCUGGUCGUUCCGGCCCUCCGAGACCCCCACCCACGAGUUCGUUAUGCAGGCUGCAACGCCCUUGGUCAGAUGAGUACCGACUUUGCUGGUACUAUGCAGGAGAAGUACCACGAUAUCGUCCUCACCAACAUUAUUCCCGUUCUCGCUUCUACCGAGCCUCGUGUGCAGUCACACGCCGCUGCCGCUCUUGUCAACUUCUGCGAGGAAGCAGAGCGCAGCACUCUGGAGCCUUAUCUCGGAAACCUUCUCAGCCAUCUGCUGGACCUUUUGCGCAGCCCUAAGCGUUAUUUGCAGGAGCAGGCCCUGUCCACUAUUGCAACCAUUGCCGAUUCCGCUGAGACCGCUUUCGAUCAAUACUAUGCCACUUUGAUGCCUCUUCUGCUCAACGUCCUUAAGGAGGAGCAGGGUAAGGAGUACCGCCUUCUCCGUGCUAAAGCCAUGGAGUGUGCUACUCUGAUUGCAUUGGCUGUUGGUAAGGAGAAGAUGGGCCAGGAUGCCCUGAACCUUGUCCAGAUUCUCGGCAACAUUCAACAGAACAUUGUCGACGCCGACGACCCACAAUCACAGUACCUCCUUCACUGCUGGGGCCGCAUGUGCCGUGUUCUAGGCCAAGACUUCGUGCCUUAUCUCCCCGGUGUCAUGCCUCCUCUUCUGACUGUGGCUGCUGCUAAGGCUGAUAUUCAGCUGCUCGAUGACGAGGAUCAGAUCGAACAGGUUGAGCAGGAUGACGGCUGGGAGCUGGUGCCACUUAAGGGCAAGAUCAUCGGCAUCAAGACUAGUGCUCUGGAGGACAAGAACACCGCUAUUGAAUUGAUCACCAUUUAUGCGCAGAUUCUCGAGCAAAACUUCGAGCCUUACGUUCUGGAAACCAUGGAGAAGAUUGCGGUUCCCGGUCUUGCUUUCUUCUUCCACGAUCCUGUGCGGGUGUCAGCUGCCAAGCUGAUCCCCCAGCUGCUUAACUCCUACAAGAAGGCCCACGGUGGCCAAUCACAGGGCUUCGCUGAAAUGUGGAACAAGGUGGCUGAAAAGAUCAUCGAGGUUCUGAGCGCUGAGCCGACUGUCGAUACGCUGGCUGAGAUGUACCAGUGCUUCUACGAGUCAGUAGAGGUCGUUGGCAGAAACUCCCUCACGCCUCAGCACUUGCAGGCGUUCAUUGAAUCGGCCAAGUCUACUCUUGAAGAUUACCAGAUGCGCGUGAAGCAGCGGUUGGAGGAGCAGGCUGAGCUCGAGGACGGCGACGAGGAGAACCUUGACUUCGAGUAUGCAGUUGAGGAUGACCAAAACUUGCUGAGUGAUAUGAACAAGGCAUUCCACACUAUUUUCAAGAAUCAGGGCAACACGUUCCUGCCAACCUGGCAACAACUUGUUCCAUUCUAUGAUGCUUUCAUCACAAGCCAAGAUCCCACACAGCGGCAAUGGGCUCUUUGCAUCAUGGAUGAUGUGCUUGAGUUCUGUGGCGAAGAGUCAUGGGCAUUCAAGGAUCACAUCAUGCAGCCUUUGGCAUCCGGAUUGCAAGAUGAGAAUGCUGCCAACCGUCAGGCAGCAGCAUACGGAGUGGGUGUGGCUGCUCAGAAGGGCGGUGCCGCAUGGAGCGAUUUUGUGGCAGCCAGUCUUCCCAGCCUAUUCCAGAUUACACAGCACGCGCAGUCUCGUACAGAGGAGAAUGUCUUCGCAACUGAGAAUGCAUCUGCCAGUAUCGCGAAGAUUCUGCACUACAACCCGUCCAAGGUUCAGGCUCCCCAGGAUGUCGUGACUAACUGGAUUGAGACGUUGCCCAUUACCUACGACGAAGAGGCUGCUCCCUACGCUUAUUCUUUUGUCGCACAGCUGAUUGACCAGCAAAACCCGGCUGUCUUUGCCAAGGCUGACCGUGUCUUUGGUUUCAUCGUGCAGGCCCUUGAGGCGGCUACCCUGCAGGGCCAGACUGCUACCCGGGUGGCUACAUCUGCCAAGCAACUGGUGGCAGUGACCGGUGCAAAUGCAGACCAGAUCCUGGCUUCCGUCGACCCAGCCAGCCAGGAGCGCGUGCGCAAGUUCUUCCAAUAA
Messenger RNA from Penicillium paradoxum, 3294 nucleotides. Its product is annotated as nuclear import receptor PSE1. NCBI's taxonomy places the organism in Eukaryota, Fungi, Ascomycota, Eurotiomycetes, Eurotiales, Aspergillaceae. The transcript is spliced from 6 exons. The record is from RefSeq and is a predicted model, not a curated record. Gene Ontology annotation, molecular function: small GTPase binding; nuclear import signal receptor activity. Gene Ontology annotation, biological process: protein import into nucleus. Bases 1 to 3294 code for a protein of 1097 amino acids. Gene Ontology annotation, cellular component: cytoplasm; nucleus.